Molecule: messenger RNA, 1592 nt
Organism: Nothoprocta perdicaria
Lineage: Eukaryota; Metazoa; Chordata; Aves; Tinamiformes; Tinamidae
Gene: PTER
Product: phosphotriesterase related
Exons: 5
Coding region: 65-1120 (351 amino acids)
Biological process (GO): catabolic process
Molecular function (GO): zinc ion binding; hydrolase activity, acting on ester bonds
Source: RefSeq, a predicted model, not a curated record
GUUUUGUAUCGUCCUGUCAGGUACUUCGGGGCCAUUACGUGAAAAACUACAUUGCUGAAGAAAAAUGCCUUCCUUGGGAGGAAAAGUGCAGACUGUCUUGGGCCUCGUUGACCCGGACCAGCUUGGCUACACRCUGACUCAUGAGCACCUGAGUAUGAACUACAGCAGCUGCUACGUGCCCCCGCCUCCAGGCCAAGAACCUCUGUCCGAGGGGCCCAUCGAGAUGAAGAACYUGUUUUGGAUUAAGCAGCAUCCCUACAGCCAUAAAGAAAACCUGCUUUUGUCUCAGGAAACUGCUGCCAUAAAGGAGGAGCUGUUGCUCUUUAAAGCAGCAGGUGGUGGGACCAUAGUGGAAAACACCACAGUGGGAAUUGAUCGGGAUGUGAAUACCCUGAAGAAACUUGCUGAAGAAACUGGAGUCCAUAUUAUUGCUGGGGCAGGUUUCUAUGUGGAUUCCACUCACUCUUCUCAUACGCAGGCCAUGACAGUGGAGCAGCUUACAGGCACUAUCGUGGACGAGAUUCUCCGUGGAGCGGACGGGACGGGCGUCAAGUGYGGCCUGGUGGGGGAGAUCGGCUGCUCGUGGCCCCUCACGGCGAGCGAGCAGCGGGUGCUGCGGGCGGCGGCGGCGGCGCAGGCGCAGCUCGGCUGCCCUCUCCUCAUCCACCCGGGCAGGAACAGCGACGCCCCUGCCCACAUCGUCCGCAUCCUGCAGGAAGCCGGCGCCGACGUCUCCAAAACCGUCAUGGGCCACCUGGACAGGACUUUCUUUGAUACAAAGAAACUUCUGGACUUUGCUGAACUUGGAUGCUACUUGGAGUACGACCUGUUUGGUGUAGAAUUUCUCCACUACCAGUUCCAGCCUUCUGUGGACAUGCCGAGUGACAAUGAAAGAAUUGCAAGGAUCCGGACGCUGAUCGAUGAAGGCUACGAAGACAGGAUUUUGAUGGCUCAUGACGUGCACACGAAGCACAGGUUGAUGAAAUAUGGUGGUCAUGGGUAUUCUCAUAUCCUAAAAAAUAUAGUUCCUAAGAUGCUACUUAGAGGCAUAUCCCAAAGUCAAAUUGAUAAAAUACUCCGGGAAAAUCCAAAGCGAUGGUUGACUUUUAAGGAGCGAUAAUGAAUAAAUAUUUCUAAUUUUGAGUGACGCUUGAUAAAAUUUAUAUUUGUUUCAGGAGAGCAGUCAUUUUAAAACCUGGUUCUCUUGAGAUAAACUAUGAGAUAUUAGUAAGAUACCAACCAUCUGAUCAUGACUUCCUUUUCUAAUUAGCAUAACAAAAUUACAUAUUCUGUCUACAUUUUCUCUCUUUUAAAAUUCUGUUCCUGAAUGAAUUACUGGAUAUGAGCCCACCUGCAAAAUCUUUUCAAUGGAAUUAGUAAAAUAACUGUUUCCAGGGAGUAACCUAAUUCUGUUGUUAUAUGUUAUCCAAAAAUAUUUUUGAUGAUGUAUCAUCUGUGCUUUGGAGGAAAUUUAGUGUUUUCAAUUAAAUUCUCCUCCUUCUGGCGAUGAUUUUAAUCCUUGUAAUAUUGCUAAUCUGCUGAUCAUGUUCAUAUCCUUUUAAGUAAUGCUUAAUAAAGAGUGUGGCACUUCU